This is a messenger RNA of Carassius auratus (goldfish), 3474 nucleotides long. Its product is annotated as guanine nucleotide-binding protein subunit alpha-12-like. Gene Ontology annotation, biological process: Rho protein signal transduction; adenylate cyclase-modulating G protein-coupled receptor signaling pathway. Gene Ontology annotation, cellular component: brush border membrane; cytoplasm; heterotrimeric G-protein complex. The record is from RefSeq and is a predicted model, not a curated record. The transcript is spliced from 4 exons. Lineage: Eukaryota; Metazoa; Chordata; Actinopteri; Cypriniformes; Cyprinidae. The coding region runs from base 496 to 1629 and encodes 377 amino acids. Gene Ontology annotation, molecular function: GTPase activity; D5 dopamine receptor binding; guanyl nucleotide binding.
CACAGCAGGAGGGGCGUCAGUCCAGAACACAAACUUCUCAGAGAACCGCGAGGAAACAUCACAAAGUCGCUCGCGCUCUUCCAGAAUUAACUUUUGGAACUUAUGUCGCUGCCAGAAUAUAACGGAAUACGGAUUCCAGCUCAAUAACAUUUCGUGAACACAUUUAGCGAAUGAUGUUUUUUUGUUUGUUUGUUUUUUACCACGAACAACGGAUUAGUUUAGUAGACAGCUGCCUUUCUUCAUAGUUGUGACGGACAGCAGUGGACGCUUUGCUGGGGAAGGACCUCUUCAGUGUAAACGCCUUUACAUAUGUCUUAAUGGAGGAACAUUUUUAUUGUGCUUAAGCUUUUUUCUUUUAGAGUUUAGUUUUAACCGGUGAAUAUUCACAGCAUAUGCUUGUCUAUUCCAUAUAGAUUUGGUAUAAAACAAAGUUAAUUUCUUUGGUACUUUAAUGAAUAGAUCAGGUGGUAACUGACCGCGUUCAAGUUGGAAAGGAUGGCCGGCGUGGUGCGCACCCUGAGCCGGUGUCUGUUGCCAGCUGAGGCCGCUCAUGAUGACAGGAGUAACGGGAAAGCACGAGACCGCGAUGCGAAGCGACGCAGUCGCGAGAUCGACGCCAUGAUCGCGCGCGAGAGACGCUCGGUGCGGCGUCUGGUGAAGAUCCUGCUGCUGGGCGCCGGAGAGAGCGGCAAAUCCACCUUCCUCAAACAAAUGAGGAUCAUCCACGGGAAAGAGUUUGACCAGAAAGCGCUGCUCGACUUCAGGGACACAAUCUUUGAGAACGUCAUUAAGGGGAUGCGGGUACUGGUGGAUGCCCGAGACAAACUUGGCAUUCCCUGGCAGAACUCUGAGAACGAGAAGCACGGCAUGUUUGUUAUGUCCUUUGAAAAUAAAGCAGGCAUGCCUGUCGAACCCUGCACCUUUCAGCUGUACGUCCCAGCCCUGCAGGCACUCUGGAAUGAUAGUGGCAUUCAAGAAGCCUACGGCCGACGGAGUGAGUUUCAGCUGAGUGAAUCAGUUAAAUAUUUCCUGGACAACUUGGAUUGGAUUGGACAACUGAAUUAUGUACCGAGCCGACAGGACAUCCUGUUGGCCAGGAAGGCCACCAAGGGAAUUGUGGAGCAUGAUUUUGUCAUUAAGAAGAUCCCUUUUAAGAUGGUAGAUGUGGGCGGCCAGCGCUCUCAGAGACAGAAAUGGUUUCAGUGCUUUGACGGCAUCACCUCCAUCCUCUUCAUGGUGUCCUCCAGCGAGUACGACCAGGUGCUGAUGGAAGACCGCCACACCAACCGUUUGGUGGAGUCCAUGAACAUCUUUGAGACCAUAGUCAACAACAAGCUCUUUUCCAAUGUGUCCAUAAUCCUCUUCCUCAACAAGAUGGACCUUCUGGUGGAGAAGGUACGCCAAGUCAACAUUAGCAAAUACUUUUCCGACUUCAGAGGAGACCCUCACCGACUGGAGGACGUGCAGGCCUAUCUUGUGCAAAGCUUCAACCGCAAACGUCGCAACCGCAGCAAGCCACUUUUCCACCACUUCACCACUGCCAUUGACACUGAGAACAUUCGCUUCGUCUUUCAUGCCGUCAAAGACACAAUUCUUCAGGAGAACCUUAAAGACAUAAUGUUGCAGUGACUUUACAGUAAUUUUUUUUAAUCAGUUUUGCCGUUGUUUGAGUCUGUUUCCCAUCCAAUUGCAGGGGGAAAAAAUGCCUUCUGGGUUUCAUUUGAACCUAUUUUGCCUUGACAACUGUGCAGGAGAAACAUCAUGUGUCAGUUAAUCAUGUACUCCAAUAUCCAGUCCUUUAUAUUUGAGACAUGGUGUAUAAAAAUGACAUGAAUCUCUGUGUCCUCAUUCAUUUUAAUGUGUUUUAAAACACCGUGGAUGGUAGAAAAGUCAAGGAAAUUUAAGGGUAUUACAGUUUGUCACAAAGAAAAUAAAGCAGACUGAUAAUUAAUCACCACAGAGAAUUUUCACCUCUUUUCUCAAGGAUAUCUCAAUGCACAAUAACGUUACACUGGCUCAUUUCCCAAAUAACAUCCUAAAUAUCAAUAGCAAACCUGCACUGAACAAAGUAAUUAACAAGUAGUUAAUUUCAUGUCACUAAACAGGUUUAUUUUUAUUUAAUCUAACAUUUAAAUCACAUUUUGCUUCUUCUAUACUUGUGAGUUUAUAGAUGACAUGCAAAAUUCUCAUUAACAACUUAGCAGGGUUUGUGAAUAGCAGCUUUUGUACGUUACCUGUCUUUUCUGCUUUUUAUGUGUUUCUUCAUGUUAAGCUACAAGCUUUGAAGUAUAGAGUAGGGUCAAAUCACUGGUAAUGCCUAACACCACUAACUUAAAUAAUGCAUUAAUGGUAUUCUUUAAAUGUCAUUGUACAGCAAAUGUACCUUAUGAGUAUUCAUAUGAUGUAAAUCCUCUCGAAAUGUAUGUAACCUGUGUAGUUUAUGACUUUACAAGGAGAUUCCAGAGGGAAUCAACCCGAUGCUGUUUGGGGACUGAGUUUUAUUCUCUGGAUCUUGAUGAAUGUGAACAGCUCGGGGGCUUUUGGUUUUAGGUAAUAGUUGUUGGAGGUGGCACAGUUUGGUCCAUUUUCCAGAGAUCUGGUUUUGUCAUCAGUAACUGACUCCCAUUCUCCUCUGAGGACCAGCUGUUUCAAUAACAGUGCAGGUGUCCACUUGUUUUGUGUGAAGGGAAAACUUAAGAUAAGCUAUCAAAUAGUUUUCAAGUUUUAACAAGAGCAUCAAGCCCUUUUCUUGCAUUCUUUCUUGUUUGUGGACUACAAUGGAAACUGUGACACAUUUCUUGCAAAACAGCAUUAACAAUGUCUCUCUGCGCCCUAAAUGUAUUUAAAUUCUGUCCUUCCUCAUAAUCACUGCAGUGCCAUGUUGGCUUACUGAAAUUUGGCAGGAAUUGAGAUAUUAGACACACCCUAAACCUUUGUCCAUGACAGCUCUUCCUAGUGGGAGCAAAACACAUGCAUUUUCUGGCAGAACUCUGGCUCCUCUUGUGCACAUAAAGAAACCGAUUCUUUAAAUUAAGGCUGUGUUUGUCCUUGUUUCCUCUUUUAAGACCAUAAAUCCAUUGGGAGAGUUUGAAAGUUAAACAGCGGAAAAGAAACACAGACACAGUAUGAAGGCUGUUAUAACCCCCAAUCAAGAUAAGCAAAUGGCAUGUAAUUAAUCUGAUAUAAAUUAAAUUUGGAAAAUGAUAAUCAAAGAAACUAUUUCUAAAUUAUUACUUUGUAAUUUACGUUACAAUUGCUGCCCUGGUGUUUUGUCCCUUCCAGGAUCUCAUGAGUGUGACUAUUAACAGAAUGUCUACUUCAACACUCUUUCAGUGUUUUACUGUACUUUUUUUCAACUUUUGCUUCCCUAAAGUUGUAUGUGUCCAGUGAUUGUAAAAAGUGUGAAAUUCCAGACUUCAUUAUGUGUGUUUUGUAUAUAUGACCUGUAUAAAUGCAAUAAAAUGUUGAGUUAUA